Limanda limanda (common dab) is the source of this 3631-nucleotide messenger RNA. RefSeq names its product branched chain amino-acid transaminase 2, mitochondrial (gene bcat2). Lineage: Eukaryota; Metazoa; Chordata; Actinopteri; Pleuronectiformes; Pleuronectidae. The transcript is spliced from 11 exons. The record is from RefSeq and is a predicted model, not a curated record. Gene Ontology annotation, biological process: L-valine biosynthetic process; L-leucine biosynthetic process. The coding region runs from base 255 to 1427 and encodes 390 amino acids. Gene Ontology annotation, molecular function: branched-chain-amino-acid:2-oxoglutarate transaminase activity. Gene Ontology annotation, cellular component: mitochondrion.
UUCAGAACAGUUCAGGUGAUGAACAAACACUGAUCGGGGAAAAGAUCAAAUGUGUAACUCUGGUUAAAAUAAGGAGUGUGCUGUGGUGUGUCAGUCACAGGUCUAAUAUCCUGAAGGACGUCUUUUUGUUUGGGAGCUCUGUGACUUCAGCUCAGCUGAGCCGCGUCUCACAUUUCAAAGCGGAACUCAGUCUGAGCCGGACUUUUGUUUCCGCACGAACUCAAAACCGGGUUCAUCCUCAUCACGUAGCAGAGAUGGCAGCCCUGCGGACGGCACUCCAUGCACGACAUGUUCAGGCACUCCCCUUCUCCAUUGGCUCGCUGCGAUUCGCCAGCUUCUUUAAGGCUGCAGAUAUCCACAUCGAACGCAACACGGCAUGCAAGCCGAAGCCCGACCCCUCCACCCUGGUGUUCGGGAAACAGUUUUCCGAUCACAUGUUGACCAUCAACUGGUCGGAGAAGGAGGGAUGGGAGGCUCCUCAGAUCAAACCUUUCCAGAACCUGUCGCUGCACCCCGCCAGCUCGGCCCUGCACUACUCCAUAGAGCUCUUUGAGGGCAUGAAGGCGUUUCGUGGAGAAGACAACCACGUCCGCCUCUUCAGACCCAUGCACAACAUGGAAAGGAUGCAUAGGAGCUCUGACAGAAGCUGCCUGCCGUUGUUUGAUAAAGCUGAACUGCUGGGGUGCAUCAAGAAGCUGGUGGAGGUCGAUCAAGAGUGGGUCCCCUAUUCCCAGGAGGCCAGCCUCUACAUCCGACCCACGUUUAUAGGAAUUGAGCCGUCUCUUGGCGUGUCUCGGCCAGGACAAGCCAUGAUCUUUGUCAUCAUUGGCCCAGUGGGCCCCUACUUUGCCACAGGGUCCUUUAACCCUGUGUCACUGCUGGCGGACCCUUCAUUUGUCAGAGCUUGGAAAGGAGGCGUGGGGGCGUACAAGAUGGGAGGUAACUACGGUCCCACCAUUCUGGUGCAGAACGAGGCGGUGAAGAAAGGCUGCCAGCAGGUCCUGUGGCUGUACGGAGAGGAGGAGGAGAUCACUGAAGUAGGCACCAUGAACCUCUUCAUCUACUGGACCAAUGAGAAUGGAGAGAAAGAGUUGUUGACCCCUCCUCUGGACGGCAUCAUUCUCCCAGGAGUCACCAGGCAAUCUCUGCUGGACCUCGCCAGAGCCUGGGGGGAGUUCAAGGUGACAGAGCGUAAGAUGGGCAUGAAGGAGCUGCUCGGGGCUCUGGAUACUGGAAGGAUCCAGGAGAUGUUCGGAGCAGGCACAGCCUGCGUGGUCUCUCCUGUCGGCAGCCUCCUCUACAAAGGAAAGACGUACCAGAUCCCGACCAUGGAGAACGGUCCAGAUCUGGCCAAGAGGUUCUACAAAGAGCUUACUGAUAUUCAGUAUGGACGUAAAGCAAGCGAAUGGGCACCAAUCGUCGUUUAAAUGACCACUUUGCACAUGUCCGAUAAUUCCAGUUUGGAUGACCAGUACCCCCAACCCAUUCUCACCCUACCCCUCCCUCUCUUUUAAUGCACUCCUGCUUCUUCUUUACCGAACCGGAGGAGACGGACCCUUCUCGUCGUCUUUUCUCCUCAGGCGACAUUUUCACGGAUGUUCCUCUCUCUAUGGACUCUCAUUGGAAGACGGUUGGUGGUUUUAAUGUAACGAGUAGCCAACCACUAUAUGCAGUAUUUCUGACUUGACACAACGCUUCACCUUGAGGUUUGAACUAUCGAGCAGGAAAAACAGCGGAUAAAGGAAGAGAAAAAAAAACAGAAGAUCAAAAAGAAAUCAGUCAAUAAUCAAAGGAUGAGCUGUGCCUAUGUGGUGAUGUCUAUUACUCUAAGACGAGUUGAUCUUUACACCACACAUCCAAUUCUGUUCAAGUGUUUGUCCUUGUUUUCACUUGUUCAUAUUAGGGAGCACAAAUGUUAAUUAUCAUUGCCAUCAACAAAAUUUAAUUCUUAAAACUAUGACGGAGUAUUAGGGCCAUACUGAAGAAAACAAAUCUGAGAUUAUAAGGAUAAAGUAAAUAUUUUGACAAUUAAAUUCAUAAUUGAAUAGAUGAAGUUGUAAUUUAUUAAGAAAAUAGUUGGAAUACUACUUGAAUUAAAUUGUAGAGUAUUUACAAACAAAUAUUUACUGGAAAAAAGUGAGACCAUUAUGAGAAUAAAGUCUUAACUUACUGAGAAAAGUCAUCAUAUUUUUAUUUUCAGAAAUAUCAAUCAAGGAGAACCUGUGCUUGCUGGAGUUCCAAUCUCAUUGUUUGUUUAGAAACUAUGGAACCCCUUUAAAUAUUGUGCAGGUGUAACUAACACCUCACAGUCGACCACUAUCAAACGUUUCCUCCAAGUCUGUGUGGAUAUUUCAGUUUCUUACAGAAUCUUUUUAAAGUCAUUAUGUUUUUGAUAAUGUUGAGCCGAUGAGACCAAAUUUUGUGAAUUUCAUUAUUUGUGUAACUUAUACGUAAGGACAACUUGACAAGAUGGUCCACUUUCCUCUUUUAAAAGCAGGCGACAGAAUGAUCUUCUCACACUCGCCCUCUAAACUGACAUUAACCUGAAAAUGGAGACUUUAUCCAAGUAACAUUAUGACUUUAUUCUUGUAAUAUUUAACACUAUUACUUUAUACUCGUAGUAUUACGACUUUAUCCACAAAAUCUCCCUUUUAGUGACCUUACUACUCCGUUGUGGGGGAAAAAAAUAGGCACAAACUGACAUUAUUCAGAAAAAGGAGUUUCAAUAUUUGCAAUAAUAAAGCUGCAGUGUAUUUGGUGUGUAGAACGUAGCAUUAGACAGCAUUUUAGUGAGUACUGUCUCUUAUCUUCACCACAGAAAAUACUUCUAUUAACAUUAACCUGUUCUACUUGCAAAAACCCUGUGGGGUUCUCCGGUGAAAACAUUUUAGCUGUUACUUGUGAGUAAAUGAAAUCCGAUGUACACACAUAGAAAGAUGUGGUUUUGUUGCUGUCGUGCACAUAAUGAUCUGACAGAGUAUAUUGUGGUCGGGGGGGGGGGCCAUGCCACAGAGUUUGAGUUUGCACUGACCUUGGGAGAUGACAGUUACGUUAUCUGAGCGUGACUCAGCUGUAGGAAACGGAAACACGAGCGGCUUUUUAAAUGUUUUUGUUGGUUUUAGUUUUGUCUGCACACGGAUGACACCAGGCGAGGUCAAAGUGAACACAGUGCACACAGACGCCCUAAACGCUGUAGAGGACUGUGGUGUCGGCAGUUACUCCUGCACUAGUUACUGUGUGAUCACUAUGAAAACAAUGUAUAGUAACAAAUAGAUUGUUAUUUUAGAGGUUUUUAAAUUAUUUGAUUUUCCUUUGUAUUGAUGUGAGAUUAGGUCGACUUGUCAAAAUUGUUUUUGCUGUAUUCUCGGCUUCCUGUCCCUCGCUGGUUUUCCCUCUUUGAUUGUAUUUUGAUUUUUACACACACCUGUCUGUCCCCCUCUUCUGUCCAAGUGCCUGACCUCGGUCUGUUUGCUUGUUGCUGUCAGCUGCUGUCUUGUUUUUUUGUCCACUUUGUGUACUUGGGAGUUUUAGCUGGAUUCUUCCAGUAAAGUCAGUUUAGAUAUUUUUUCUUUUUUAAGGGUGCUGUUACUUUUAAGUGGCUGUUUUUACAAUAAACCUGAUCUGAGGUGUG